CGCUAGUCGUAUAGCCUACCUAACUCCUAGUUGGUAUGCGUACUUAAUAUUGGUAGAGACUCGUAAGAGGACUUAAUGAUCUAUAAUGGUACAUUGUUCUAACUUUGGACACGGAUUAUUUAGUAGUUACUGCAGGCUAGAAACGUUCUGCUAUUUAGAGCAACAUGCUGUGUUUUAAUAAUUAUAGUGUACCCUGAGAAGACAACUUACACGCUGACCGAAGAGAAAAAAUCUUUUUUGCGGAAACAGUGAGAGUUGUCAAUUAACAGUGCCAUCGGAACCAAGUGAUAUAAAGUCCAGCCCACAACUUUAUGUGUCAUACAUACUUCGUUUGUGUGUCCACAUGAGUCGGUCGCCACUAUGAGGCUAAUACUACUUUGUGUUGUUUUUAUCACACAAAAAAUACUUGCCAGUGACUUGUGCCAUGGGAAAGUGUGCAUUAAGAAAUGUUGCCCAGACGAUCAUAUCGUUAGAAGUGCUAAAAAUUGUACACCAUAUACAGGAAAAGUGGAUUUAAAAAUAAGUGUGUACAACGAAGGAUACAACGAAAUAGGACUUUUUGAAGAUCAUUUUUAUCCAGAAGCGGGGAUAUUUCUUGAUGAUGGUUUUAAGAAACGUGCCCUCAAUUACACUAUACUAUACACGACGUACUUCUUGAUGCAGAAUGGCACCUUAUUUUUAGAAAGAAAGAAAUCAAAACAGAUAUACGCUUACGAAACUGACCGGUACUGCAUCGACGCCGAGUUAGCUCCAAACAAGACGCUUAUACCUGCUGUAUAUUUUACAAAAGACGCUGAAACUCCUCGUAAAGACGAUCCUUUAAAAUGGGGAUUCCUUGUGUCAAGUGUGUUCCUGCUGCUGCUGCUGGUGGUAUACAGCCUGCUGCCGGAGCUGCGCAAUUUAGGCGGACUUAUCUUCAUGGCAUACGUCGCCAGUCUCAUGAUGGGCUUCAUCUUCUACUUCUGCAUAGCAAUGGGCACAUUCACUCCAUCGGUGUGUCUGGUUAUAUCUUGUCUAACAUAUUUCUUCAUGCUGGCCAGUUUUGGUUGGUUGAACGUCAUGUCCUACGACAUAUUCUGGACCUUCAGAGGCUACGCGAAGGCGCGCCCCAUCCACCGUCGAGGGGAGAACAUAAAGUUCCUUAUGUACUGCGCCUACGCAUUCGGCGUCCCGCUCGGUCUCACCAUAGCACUGGUGACUUUGAACGAGGUGAACAAUCACCGACGGCUCGGUGGCAUCGUCCCUGAAAUACCUUUGAAAGGAUGCUUUCUAGAAGGUCCUGCGAAGUACGUGUACCUGUACGCGCCGAUGCUGCUGAUGAUCCUGGCCAACUGGGUGUUCUUCCUGCUGACAGCUUUCAACAUCUGGAGGCUGACGCGAGGGGGCGAUGUACUGCGGGCUCAGGACUCUGCCGCCACCGGCUCCUCGACCGCGCGACAAGUUAACAAGCAAAGGUUUCUAAUGUACCUGAAAUUAUCGGUGCUGAUGGGCCUGAGCUGGAUCCUGGAGGUCGUCAGCUCGUACAACCCCGACUUCGAGGGCUGGUACAUCACAGACCUGUAUAACGUGUUCAUGGGGGUGAUCAUCUUCGUCAUCUUCGUCUGCAAGAGGAAAGUCUGGAACAUGCUGAAGAAAAGGUACACGAACUUCAAGCACCAACACAAGUUCUCCUUGCGGUCCAAGAGCCAAACCAGAAGCUCGCAGGAUGAGUCAACCACUCAGAGCAUACCUCUACAAUCGCCCGUCUCUACCACUGCGUCGACAAAUAUGUUUGAACUGAAUCCAAAAAAAGAAGUGGUUUAACACUAGCUAGUAACAAAUAAUUCCAAUGCAAAGCAUAAUAAUAUCUAAAAGAUAUUUCAGGUCUAGAAGCCAAUUUAGUUGAAAAUCAACUAUAAUAUUUGAAUUUUAAUUGCAUUUAAAGUAAACAAUUGACAUUGCGACUAUAUGACGUCAUAAUUCCUAAGUACUCUACAGUGGGCCACAGAUCCAGCUACUCAUUUCCGAUUUUUCUCUAGCUCUCAUCAAAUGGCGAUUCUUUGCGAUAGAACGAGACGACAUGACCGGAAAUGGGUAGCUGGAAGUGUGACCUAGGGAUGUUAUGGAUAGAGGUUUCGGUUAUGGAUACGGUUACGUAUAUUACAAUAAUAUUAUACCGGUGUCAUUUAUGGUUACGAAUAUGAAAUAAUUUCGGAUUAUCCAAUAUAUUUUAUAAUUUCGAAACCAAAAAAGCGAUACCCAGUCAACUUGUGAUGUUACAUUCCAUGUUAUAGUUAGUAGUAAGUAGUUGUAAUAGUUUAAAAUGCAAGUUUGAACGCUUUAUAAAUACGUACUUAUUUUGGUAUUUCAUAGCAUUUUAGGUAACAUAUUAAGAAAUCAUAAAACAACGGUUUUAAACCCUCAAUAUUGUUCCAAUGCUGUACACGCAGACAAACAAAAGCUUAAUAACUUCAGUCUCCCCCAGAAUUAAUAUUGUUGAAAUAAUAAUUAGGUAUUAUAUUUAGCUAAUUUAGGUAUUAUUUUAUUGUAAUUUUACCUCCGAUUAAAAAUUAGUUACGUUUAAUAGUUUUAUCAGGAUGAUUUAAUGUGGGCUAAUAUCCCAUUUGAAAAGUAAAGUGUUAUUAAAAUGCAAGUUUUUGGUAAUAAUAAUUUAGUGAUAUAAAUAAAAAUAAUGUAAACCCACGCGGAAAAGGGUCAGAUGCAUUAAGUUUUAAGAUUUUUAUUUUUAUUAUUUGUCGAUUUGUCACACUUCCGUAAAUUGAAAAUAUACAUAUUCGUCAUAAACAUGGUAAAGUAACUUUCCUAAAUACUUUGUUACGUUUAUAGUAAAAUACUAGCGGCCGCCCGCGACUUCGUACGCGUGGAUCCCGUUUUACCCCCUUCAUCUAUCUUACGCGGU
Molecule: messenger RNA, 2899 nt
Organism: Ostrinia furnacalis (Asian corn borer)
Lineage: Eukaryota; Metazoa; Arthropoda; Insecta; Lepidoptera; Crambidae
Product: G-protein coupled receptor Mth2-like
Exons: 9
Coding region: 361-1803 (480 amino acids)
Biological process (GO): G protein-coupled receptor signaling pathway; cell surface receptor signaling pathway
Cellular component (GO): plasma membrane
Molecular function (GO): G protein-coupled peptide receptor activity
Source: RefSeq, a predicted model, not a curated record